Molecule: messenger RNA, 447 nt
Organism: Megalobrama amblycephala (Wuchang bream)
Lineage: Eukaryota; Metazoa; Chordata; Actinopteri; Cypriniformes; Xenocyprididae
Exons: 1
Coding region: 1-447 (148 amino acids)
Source: RefSeq, a predicted model, not a curated record
AUGGCCGACCACCACCAGCACGUUACGCAGGUCAUACAAAAACUGAAAGAGUAUCUAUACCUCAAAUUGGAAAAAUGCGACUUCCAUAAGUCCACCAUCUCAUUCCUAGGAUAUGUCAUCAGUGAGCAAGGGAUUGAAAUGGACCAGGGGAAGGUGAAAGCCAUCCAGAACUGGCCAAUUCCAACCACCGUUAAAGAACUUCAGAAAUUCCUUGCCCUUGCCAACUUCUAUCGUCGAUUUAUUGCCAACUACAGCAAGAUUUCCUCUCCUCUCACAUCACUGCUAAAGGACCGGCCCAAGUCUCUAUCCUGGGAUCCAUAUACUACAGAAGCCUUCCAAAGUCUCAAGAAUGCCUUUUGCACUGCCCCAAUCUUAGUCCAUCCUGACCCCAAACUACCCUUCAUUGUCGAAAUGGAUGCUUCAACCACAGGAGUGGGGCAGUGCUAA